AUGGUUCCAAGUUUCAGCAAGACAUUGGCUUCUAUAGACGUCUCCAAGAGAUGGGGAAAAACAUUGCCGUCUACACUCGAUCCAGAACGCCAAGUCGCAGGCGCGGUGCUCGUGAUACUGCUGGCAGGCGCAGAGAGCAGACCACUGUUCAUUCUGGGUUCAUCUGGUUUAUUCAAACCACGAGAAAAAAUCGCUGCUAGCACUAGUUUGCGAAUCGAAAGCCUGCUCUCCAAGGAUGCCGUCGUUACCAUCAACGGGAAAGCUAGCUCUGGCGCCGAUCUCGCUGGACAGCUUAUCCAAGCCAGGUUCCCUGGGAGCAAGGCCACCAUCUCCUUCAAAGAAGCUGUCCAGGUUCCCGCUGGGGCCCAGCAACCCCCUGUUGCCGGCUCUGUUGGAGUCUUUUUCACCUCCACCACUGAAAAACCUGAAGUCAUUGACGACGUUCCCCCCACGCAGACGCUGACUGCCUCUGUUAAUUUAGUAAUUGCAGACGCAACCAUUUCCCGCGAUGUCGCCGUUCCAGGCGGAACGAUCAAAGAAUUGAACGCAGUGUUUCAUCUGGGAUCUGUCCACGCGUAA
Laccaria bicolor S238N-H82 is the source of this 579-nucleotide messenger RNA. RefSeq lists its product as uncharacterized. Bases 1 to 579 code for a protein of 192 amino acids. The record is from RefSeq and is a predicted model, not a curated record. The transcript has 8 exons. NCBI's taxonomy places the organism in Eukaryota, Fungi, Basidiomycota, Agaricomycetes, Agaricales, Hydnangiaceae.